Messenger RNA from Capsicum annuum, 871 nucleotides. RefSeq names its product AP-1 complex subunit sigma-1. Bases 185 to 670 code for a protein of 161 amino acids. The record is from RefSeq and is a predicted model, not a curated record. Gene Ontology annotation, biological process: vesicle-mediated transport; intracellular protein transport. The transcript is spliced from 7 exons. Gene Ontology annotation, cellular component: intracellular membrane-bounded organelle; membrane coat; AP-1 adaptor complex. Gene Ontology annotation, molecular function: clathrin-cargo adaptor activity. NCBI's taxonomy places the organism in Eukaryota, Viridiplantae, Streptophyta, Magnoliopsida, Solanales, Solanaceae.
UUUAAAAACUUAAUGGCAAAUUUCCACAACUUUUUUUAUUCACUCAAUUAUUAAAUCUCAUUUUAAAAAUUUUUGUCCCAAAGCAAAGAGAGUAUCGGAAUAGUUGUUGAGCCUCGACACAAAAUCCCCACAACUCGAAUUUCACCUUUGCAGAAGGAGGUGUUUGUUCUUUGGAUCAGCCGCCAUGAUUCAUUUUGUGCUGCUCAUUAGCCGACAGGGAAAAGUGAGGCUAACCAAGUGGUAUUCACCAUAUACACAAAAAGAGAGAACCAAGGUAAUCCGUGAACUAAGUGGUAUGAUUCUCACUCGAGGACCAAAGCUUUGCAAUUUUGUUGAGUGGAGAGGAUACAAAGUUGUUUAUAAAAGAUACGCGAGCUUGUAUUUUUGUAUGUGCAUAGACCAAGAGGACAAUGAGUUGGAGGUCCUGGAAAUCAUACACCAUUUUGUUGAGAUUCUGGACCGAUACUUUGGAAGCGUCUGUGAGCUGGACUUAAUCUUCAAUUUUCACAAGGCGUACUAUAUAUUGGACGAGCUUGUUAUAGCUGGUGAACUCCAAGAAUCAAGCAAGAAAACUGUUGCACGUCUUAUUGCUGCACAGGAUUCUUUGGUCGAGGCUGCCAAAGAGGAGGCAAGUUCUCUUAGUAACAUCAUUGCACAGGCCACUAAAUGAGGGGGUAUCCAGGUGUUCAAGUUUUUUCGAGUGCAUUUAAGUUUUUCAUAUUGUUCGUUGCUGUAAUCCGAUCUUGUUAUGACAUUAUUCGUUUAAAUUCGUAGUUAAAUAGUUUGGAAUUUCUUGAUAGUAAUGAGUUUUCUUCUAAACUAAGAUGUAAUAGCCGUUUCUUCCUGCACUUAUUAGUUGUAAUUUUUUGAA